GAUGUGACGUCAAACACUAGAAGAUUCUUGUUAUUUCCGGAUUCUUCGCUGCUUGUUGUCACAUCAGCUCGAUACAGCGUCUCAUCCUGACAAAAGUGCACCAAAGACAGAGCAGUUGGCUCUGGCAGUUGAAACACAAGCUUGCCUGUGAUUGAAGUUGGUGGUCCUCUGAAGUCAUGGUGGACUAUUAUCAAAUUCUAGGAGUGCAGAAAACAGCAUCUCCAGAUGACAUAAAAAAAGCUUACAGGAAACUAGCUCUCAGGUGGCAUCCAGAUAAGAACCCAGAUAAUAAGGAGGCGGCAGAACAUAAGUUUAAAGAACUUUCAGAGGCUUAUGAAGUCCUUUCAGAUGCAAACAAAAGGAACAUAUAUGAUCGAUAUGGCAAAGAAGGCUUAGCAGGAGGUGGAGGAGGAGGAGGUGGUCAUUAUAAUGGUGACCACUUUGGAGGAUUCACAUUCCGCAAUCCAGAUGAUGUCUUCAGGGAAUUCUUUGGUGGACAUGAUCCAUUUGCAGAAUUCUUUGGGGGAGAUCCAUUUGGUGAUGACUUCUUUGGUGGUGGUCGGAGGCAUCAGCGGGGCAUGAGCAGGAGCCGGACAGGCGGGUCGUUUUUCGGGGGCUUUGGUGGCUUCCCACCUUUUGGGGCGGGAUUUUCAUCUUUUGAUGCAGGUUUCAGCCCCUUUGGGCAUAUGGGAGGAGGUGGCUUUACCUCGUUCUCAUCAACCUCAAUAGGUGGAGGGGGAGGCGGCGGAGGAGGCAUGGGCAACUUUCGCUCUGUGUCAUCCUCCACUAAAUUCAUCAAUGGCAGGAAAAUCACUACAAAAAGAAUCAUAGAGAAUGGACAGGAACGAGUAGAAGUGGAAGAAGAUGGACAGUUAAAAUCUCUAACCAUAAAUGGUAAGGAACAGCUCCUGCGAUUGGAACACAAGUAAGAUAAUGGAGCCCUUUCAGCACAAAUUUGAGCUAAAAAACAAAACAAUGUUAGUACUGUUGUUCAGAUGUCUGUACAUUUAGUUUUUCUGCUUGUUUGUUGGUUUGUUUGUUUUCCUUUUUUAUUAUUUGUAGAUCGUCAAGAACAGUUUUUGCUAAUAUAUUUAUAAACGGGACUGUCAGUAUUUUGCGCAGUGUGCGUGAAUGUUUACUUUUAUUUGGGACCAUAAUGUUAGAUGAGUUUUUCUUUCCGCAAGCACUUUGCUGUGUUGCAGUGUCCUCAUGAAUGCACAUUGCCUUUUGAAUAGUGCUUUUGGGCUUAAAGGAAUAAGAGAAUUGUGCUUUGUGCAUGACUUUCAUUACUGAGUGUGGAAUUGGAAUACAUAACUUACUGUUCAAAUCUAAUGGCAACUUGUCUAAUUUGUUUGUUAAACAUAAUCUUUGUAAAUGCUGGUAGAGUGAUCCAUUGUACUGAUAUGCAAUUUGUAUUAACUUUUUUUCCCCUCAUUGUUGCAUGCAAGACAACAAAUGUUGUUUAUAGUCGUAAUGUUAUUACUAAAUAACCUGAUGAGAAUCAGAGUUGAUCAUACAACUGAUAUAUGAACAUUCAAGGAACUUUGUGUACUUUGUAAAAAAAAAAAAAAAAAAAUGAACCUAAAUAAAAGAGUUUCAUCCUUUUUGGGGAUGUGGCA
This is a messenger RNA of Myxocyprinus asiaticus (Chinese sucker), 1619 nucleotides long. RefSeq names its product dnaJ homolog subfamily B member 6-like. Gene Ontology annotation, cellular component: endoplasmic reticulum membrane; cytosol. The transcript has 8 exons. The coding region runs from base 177 to 929 and encodes 250 amino acids. NCBI's taxonomy places the organism in Eukaryota, Metazoa, Chordata, Actinopteri, Cypriniformes, Catostomidae. Gene Ontology annotation, molecular function: ATPase activator activity; Hsp70 protein binding. Gene Ontology annotation, biological process: protein refolding; positive regulation of proteasomal ubiquitin-dependent protein catabolic process. The record is from RefSeq and is a predicted model, not a curated record.